GUGAGCAGGUCUGCUGAAUGGCUUCUUGCUCGUAAAGAUGAUACCCUGAAUGUUUUAGAAGUUGCCACAUCUGUUUUUUUUCCUCCCCGCUGGCAGACUAUCAGUUUUGGAAGAACACAAUGGGACUGUGGUCAUUUUGGAGUUUUUCCCUUUUGGCUUUCGUCUUGCUGUACCCCUUUCACCCCAAGUUUGUGGCUCAAGCGGAAAUAAGUUUACCCAGAGCCAACGACAGAUUUUAUCGCCUGGAGGUAACGCCACCGGAGGCACGUAUAACCCGUAAAUCAACCGCGGUCAAAGUGGACAACAUCACAAAAGUUUUACGCGCUUUUGAAUCGGAGGCAGCCGGUGCUUUGAAACCGAACAAUGGCAACCAAGUGGGGAAUGAGACAAAGAGUGGACUUGGAGAGGAGCCACUGAUCGGCAACAAAACGGCACCAAACUGUCACAAAAUACCUGGUGAAAAGUGUGCCAACAUAUCCGAGGACAACCAGAGGCGACCUGCAGCGAAUAUAAUGUUAGAAAACACACUUCCUGACACAAGAAAGAGGGUUAAAAGGAGUGUAGGCACAGCGCACACCGAAAAUGUGGAUAGGAGUAUAAGUGGGGAAGCGCAGUCAAAAGAGAGGUUCGUGGAGGCUGUCCAAGGUGUUGCCAACUCCAGACCCGAGUACCGGCGCGGCGGGGAAGACGCCAGAGGGGCUAACCCGAGGCAGGGUGAGCCGCACCUGGACACUUCUACUUUUGCUCUGUCGGGAGACUCCGCGCACAACCAGGCGAUGGUGCACUGGUCCGGACACAACAGCAGCGUGAUCCUGAUCUUGACUAAGCUGUAUGACUUCAACCUGGGGGCUGUUACUGAGAGCUCACUCUGGAGAUCCUCUGAUUAUGGAAGCACCUACACCAAACUCAACGACAAAGUGGGCUCAAGGACGGUUUUAAGUUACCUGUACGUCUGCCCGACCAACAAACAGAAGAUAAUGAUGCUUAGCGACCCAGAGGUAGAGAGCGCUGUUCUCAUCAGUUCAGAUGAAGGGGCAAGCUUUGAGAAGCAUCCCAUUAACUUCAAUAUCCUGAGCCUGCUCUUCCAUCCUGCACAGGAGAACUGGAUGCUGGCUUACAGUCAUGACAGCAAGCUGUACAGUUCGAUGGACUUUGGGAGGAAGUGGCAGCUUGUCCAUGACAACGUGAUGCCAGGCCGGUUCUACUGGGCGGUAAUGGGGCUGGACAGAGAAUCAGAUGUGGUCCACAUCGAGACGCGCAUCGCGAAAGGCCGCGCCCAGUACGUGAAGUGCAGAGCCCAACGCUGCACAGAAGGCAGCCGACUGUACCUCUUCCCUGGACAUGUAGACACCAACUCGCUGGUUGUGCAGGAUGAAUAUGUUUUCACACAGGUAACCAAGUCAGGACGAGCCAGCUACUUCGUCUCCUACAUGAGAGAGUCCUUCAAGCGGAUGAAAUUGCCUAAAUAUUGUCUUCCGAAGGACAUGCAUAUCAUCAGUACAGAUGAGAAGCAGGUAUUUGCUGCAGUCCAGGAGUGGAAUCAGAACAACACUUACAGCCUGUAUAUCUCAGACUCCCCCGGGGUCUACUUUACCCUUUCAUUAGAGAAUCUGAGAACCAGCAGAGGACCUGCUGGUAACCUACUGGUUGACUUUUAUAAGGUUGAGGGGAUAAACGGCAUGUAUCUCGCCAACAAACUGCUGGACAGCCAUGUCAAGACUUUCAUCACAUACAACAAGGGACAAACAUGGGCCCUGCUGCCAGCCCCUGUCGCUGAUGUGGCUGGAAACAACCUUCACUGCAUUCUGCCAUUUUGUUCGCUGCAUCUUCAUCUGGAGAUGUCGGAGAAUCCCUACACGUCCGGACCCAUCACCAGCAAGAAGUCCGUGCCGGGAAUCAUCGUGGCUACAGGGAAUAUCGGAACAGAACUGUCCUCCACUAACCUUGGGAUGUUUAUAACAUCUGAUGCAGGGAAUAGCUGGAGGCAGAUUUUUGAUGAAGAGCACAACGUUUGGUUUCUUGACAAUGGGGGGGCUUUGCUGGCGGUGUUGCACGCAGCGACGCCUAUUCGACACUUAUGGAUCAGUCUAGACGAAGGAAAAAAAUGGGAUCGCCACAGCUUCUCCUUGGCACCUCUGUAUGUGGACGGAGUUUUAAUGGAGCCAGAAUCUGACAAUCACAUUAUCACUUUCUUUGGACACUUUAGUCAUCGAUCAGAGUGGCAACUGAUCAAGAUCGACUACAAGGGCCUCUUUAGUAGGAGAUGCAUGGAUGGAGAUUAUCAGACAUGGCACCUUCACAACAAGGGAGAGCUGUGUGUGAUGGGCGAGAAGCAGAUCUAUAUGAAGCGCAGGCCAGGCAACCGUUGCAUGCUGGCCCAGGACUAUUCGAGGAUCUAUUCCUCAGAGCCAUGCCUCUGCACAGCCUAUGAUUUUGAAUGUGAUUAUGGUUGGGAACGCCAGACCGACGGCAAGUGCUCCCCUGCUUUUUGGUUUAAUCCAAACGGUGUGGCUAAAAGCUGCAGCACCAGCCAAAGCUUUCUUAACAGCACAGGGUAUCGUAAAGUUUUGUCCAAUAACUGUAAGGAGGCCGGGAGGAAUGUGUACUCGCCCAAGAGGCAGUUGUGUCGCCCCAGACCACCCAGAGGCCUCCGGCUGACCACCAGUCAAGGGGAGCUCAGUGCCACUGUUGGAAACAAUGUUACCUUCAUGGUCUACCUCGAAGAUGGAGACUCGCUGAGGACCAGCAUCCAGCUCGACUUCGGGGACGGCAUCAAGAUCACAUACUCUAACCUGAGCAGGACCGAUGAUGGCAUCAACCACAUCUACAGAGCGACUGGGAUUUACCGAGUGACAGCAUCUGCCGAAAACAGCCACGGAUCUGACAGCAGCACGCUGUUUUUACACAUCACCAGUCCAGUGGAGCGUAUAUACCUCUCCACUCCUAUUGUAGCCAUCAGGGGGAAGGAGGUUAAUCUGACUGCGUUGGUAUGGCCGAGUCACACCAGAACAUUGACCUUCUUCUGGUGGUUUGACAACAGCUCCGAGCCCAUUAUAACCUUGGAGGGAAGCAUCUCAUACACAUUUCACAGAGAAGGAAAAAACAAGGUCACGGUCCAGGUUGCUUCUGGGAGCACCAUAAUGCAGGAUUCAAAAGUUAUAACUGUUAAAGAGUUCUUCAGGUCGCUGCUGUUGUCGUUCUCACCAGCUCUUGAUGAACACAACCCUGACAUCCCCGAGUGGAGGGAGGACAUAGGGCGUGUGGUGCGGACAGCUCUGUCACAGGUGUCUGGGGUUCCUGAAGAUCAGCUGCUGGUGUCUUUGUAUCCUGGACUUCCAUCCACAGCAGAGCUCUUCAUCCUGCCUGACGAGCAUACGUCAAGUGAGCACAAGAGAGGAAGUGAGAACGCUUUAGAGACGAUAUCAGAUAUUUUUGUCACUGCCCUGAACCAAGGCCUGAUCCAGUUUGAGCUGAAAGCGGAUGUUCGCAUUAUUGUGUACAUGACUCAGCAAACUUUGGCACCACUUGUGGAUUCAAACUCCAUCCACAGUGGGUCGGCUAUGCUGAUGCUGCUCACUGUGGUGUUUGUUGGUUUAGUGGCAUUCUUCAUCUACAAGUUCAAAAGGAAAAUCCCUUGGAUCCAUGUUCAGACUGAAGACAGUCAUGAGAAGGAACCGGAGGUGAUCAGUACAGUCGGACAGAACGACAAGAUGUCCAAGGUCAAGCUCAGUGAAUUUCCCUCUCAGAAAGAACUCAUGGAAAAGGAGUUGGAGGCCAGGAGCAGAGGAGGAAUUGGAAGAAAUAUGGAGAGAAUUGUCACAAGGGAAUUUCCAAACUGUACUAAUGUCUGAGACUCUGUUAUCGAGUAAGUACAGAUUGUUGUGUUACAAUUGUGCUGAAAUUGUUUGCUUUGUUGGCAUUGUUCUUUUUUUUUUAAAAAAUUAAUUUCACGCUGAUAGCUGCUAUUGUUCAAAGUCAUGUUUUUAACCCACAUGGAUAGAAUAAAUAUCUACUUUACAACACGUGAUGAAGAUCAAUCCACCGAGCCAGACUCCAGGGCCUCUAGUUUGAGGGCGGUGAGUUGCUGAAAUUGGCUGAUAACGUUGCACAAACUGUCCAAUUAGCAUCAAGAUUCCCUCGCUCUACAUCGACACCACUGAUGCUAACACGAGCAUUUUAUGAAUAUUCAGCUGCCAUUGUGUACUUUUGAUGAAUGCUUUACUGCCUGUGGACAAAUCACCGUUUUUCUUAAUUAGGACAGGACAGGAAAAACAGACUGCUGCUGAAAUUAUAUACCUCAAAAGCUAUUUUAAAAACACUUAAAUAAGAAAGGUACCAUUAACUUAAUGAACCAGUACAAGAAAAAGGAUGUAUAGGCUUUACUGUAUGCAUAAAAGUUUGAUAAAGGUAUGUUAAAUUCUGCAUUGAAUGACAGAACAUGAUCAUGACUUACUAAAAAGGACAUUUAGGCCCUAAAGGCCCAGACACACCACAGUGACAUCAAAGAACUACUGGUGAUGAAGGCUGACUGCUGCGUUGCCUCACAUUGCCUGUGUCUCGGCCAAAACGUUGCAUUUUACACACCGUUAAGUCUACAGCCAACGGCCAACUAGCAAGUACGCUUAUUACACAGCUACGUACUAAAGAAAUCAAUAAUCUGGCACAAAAUAUUAAUUUAAAAAUGAUUCUAUAGCAUCUUUGACAAUGAUGUCAUACAUCAGUGUGCUUGCCUGAUGGAGAGCAGGCAACUGGGGCAAAAGCUACCAACACAGCUGUUCCAAAUCAGGAAGAGUUUCUUUUGAAUCCCAACUAACGUCAGAUGUAAAUGUGUACACUACAGCAUUGUAUUAAAAAUGCCUUGAGUUGGUUUUGUCCUGUAUUUUUUUUUGUUUGAUCUUCAUUUAACCAGAUAAGUCAGUAGAGAUCCUAUUCCCAUUAACAACAGUGAAAGGAGGCAAGUCAAUUACGAUGUGCUGUGACAACUACCCCAUUUUUUUUAAAGCCACAACCCAGAUUUUUAAUCAGCAUUUCUCCAGACCUUUUGGGAAUGGCUGACCGUGUAGGUACAAAAUAGUAGCUAGUAGUGUUACACCCCACCCUUGGGCAGCUCUAUGGGGUGAACAAAACACCAUCACUGACCCAAAUCACCACAUAAGACACCUUUAAAACAAAUGAACAAGCAAACAAGCCAAAAAAGUCCCAUGCUGAGAGGCAGCAGGACCAGCAGUUCCCACGUCCAGAAGUCUCUCUCCUCUGCUGCUGGCACAGGGGCUCUUAAGCACCUCCUCCCUGCCAGGUGAACUGCAUCUCAUUAAGUAAUGCAGCACACCUGGGCAGAUCUACAGAGGAGGGAAAAUGGACAGCAGCCCAGAACACACACACAGCUGUAACAAGUGGCCUGACACUAGUUGUGCAUCCAUGUACACAAUUCUUAAGCACAUUUACUCACCCAGGCAAAAAUAAAAUGGCUGUCGCUCAAUACUACUUUGGUUAUUUUUAUUCUUUUUUCCCCCCCUAAAUCUGUUAUUUGAAAUUUUACAAAUAGAGCAGAUAACAGGCAAAAUAAUAUUUGGUCUAUCAGUAGUGACUCAACAAAAAAGUAGGUAAGUAAAGUAAGAACAAUACAAAACCAAGACAGGACUAAGACAAGACAAAUACUACAAACCAAAUCAGUACCCAGAACAAGACAAAGGACAAAACAACAUAGUGAUAAAAUCUGAAUAUAAAAAUAUGUGGAAAUACGUGUAUGAUGAUAAAAUUAACACUAAAUACUAAAAGAUAAUAUAAUGGUUGUUGGUCGGGAUAACUGCCUGUAUCAUCACAAUUUAUUGUCUGUAAAAUAGAUGAUCAUUCAUUCAGGAAUAUCUGGAACAGGGAGCCCCUCAUUAUGCACCUGAUUCUUUCCAGUUUAACACAAUUAAGGACUUCCCUUAUCCACACAAAAACGUAACAGUCCACUGGACUCUUGUACACUUAUAUCUGGCUAAAUCAUAUUGUAGGAGGUCUGGGGGACAAAGUAAUUUGUACUGACAGUAGCGUUCCACCAGGCAAACCGGGCAAGAUGUGGGAAUUAUCGGCUUUUAUCACUUUGUAUGAUAACAUCUAACAUGAGUUUAAAUUUUCUGCUGAAACCUGCUGCCUGCAGUUUCACCCAACCCUUUUCUGUUGUCAUUAUCCUUUAUUUCUAAAUCCUGCAGUAUAAGGAUUCGCACAUUAUAAUAGUAACGUGAUUGCAAACAAGCUGUUUCUUCCACUACGUGUCUGAACCUGUGUAGACCUGUUAUUAACGUGUUUCAGUAAUCCUAACACAUCGCUGUUCACACCUGUGUCUAUCAUGCAUCUCCAGAUGACUACUUGUGCUUGGAUUUCCUUACCACCCACAUCACUUACACUAGAAGGUCAAAGGGCCACACGCACAGUUAUUACUUCUACACCCUCGCUAGCUGCUCACUAGUCAUGUUAGCUAUUGUGUCAGUACAGCUGGAGAGAUUGCUACCAGCAGAAUUCAACAUCUCCCUCCAUAGCUUAAAAAGAUGGACGGUCAUGCAACACUUCAUCCAAGUUGUAAUGAAUUGGGCAAGUUUUGGUGCUGUCACCAAAACAACCACCAUAACUUGCAUUGUUGACAAUGCAGUCCUUAUAGGGGACACAUCAGGAUGCAUUAGUACUUACACUACAAAAUAUACCUAGUCAGAUGUGUACCAGAUCACCUCGGCAAGUGGUUUGAGUGAUUGGAUCAUAAUGCUUUGGUGGUUAAUUAGCGAGUUGUGAUUGCAUUACCCAAGACAUGUUAAUACCAGGUGUAAACAGGCUUUAUGAUCAUAACUGUGUCCAUAGCACCUGCUAUUCAGAAACAACAGACCGUAUAAUACUAAAAUAAAUUUGAUUAAUCACAAUCAAGUGCACAACAAAGCAGUGUAAUUAAACAAUACAGGUCUUCAUAUGAUAAACAAAUUUAAUGUAAUACAAAUGCAUCUCUCUGACACACAGACUAAACCAGCAGGCUUUAAAAUGUGUCAAGUGUAACCCUUUUAUCUUGUUUUUAGGAUUUUGUCUCUUCAUCUAUAUCAAGAACAACUCAAACAACAACAGAGAGUUUUCUGUUUAAGGCAGAACACGUCUUGCUCAGCCUCCGUUCCACAGACGUAUAAUUAAUAGGUCGUUACGUUAAAUAAACCACUUUAACACUCUGGAGAAACACGAACAUUUACCGCCCUAUAACUAGAGGUCUUUGAGUUGUAAAUAUACACUAAUGAAUAUUUAUAUAGAAAUGUGGAAAUCUGACUGUCGUGACUGCUUCUAAGACAGAAAUGUGUAGUUGGUUUUGCUCUGUAAGAUAACAUGGUGCUUUCAAUGACUGUUUCUCAGAUGAACAAAAAUGUGAUGUAUGGACGUAAAGGUCUGGCCUUAGGAGAGGAAACACUGUAAACUUGUACAUAGAGGAAGAUGGAAUGUAAAUCUAUACAGUAGACUCAUCCUACUUUAUUGUAAAGUCAACUCACUGAACAGGCAGUAGUAUGUUUCUAUGACAUUCAAUCUCACAACAAGCUGUAUGUCCACUUUUUUAUUUGAUUUUUACAGUAGCAUGCCCUAAUUAUGUGAUAAAAGAUAUGAUACUACAUUAGGGUGGGCAAGUACUGUAUAUAUAUAAAUAUAUAUAUCAUGGUUGGUUUUACACAUUAAACAAAUUAUUGAACACCUUGUCUAAUAGUCUAGUUGUGCAAUUGCCAAAAGUUGUGCAUGAUCUAUGAUAUUGUUCAUUUUUGUCUAUGAUAUAUAAAUCGUCUUGUUUUGAAUCAUGUUUCUUACUGUGAACAA
This is a messenger RNA of Epinephelus lanceolatus (giant grouper), 7818 nucleotides long. RefSeq names its product VPS10 domain-containing receptor SorCS3. The record is from RefSeq and is a predicted model, not a curated record. Gene Ontology annotation, molecular function: protein binding. NCBI's taxonomy places the organism in Eukaryota, Metazoa, Chordata, Actinopteri, Perciformes, Serranidae. Gene Ontology annotation, cellular component: membrane.